Patiria miniata (bat star) is the source of this 2855-nucleotide messenger RNA. Its product is annotated as carbohydrate sulfotransferase 11-like. The transcript is spliced from 4 exons. Gene Ontology annotation, cellular component: membrane. Bases 257 to 1666 code for a protein of 469 amino acids. Gene Ontology annotation, biological process: carbohydrate biosynthetic process. Lineage: Eukaryota; Metazoa; Echinodermata; Asteroidea; Valvatida; Asterinidae. Gene Ontology annotation, molecular function: sulfotransferase activity. The record is from RefSeq and is a predicted model, not a curated record.
CAUUGUGAGGUGUGUGUGCUUUGCUUGUGUGAACGGGGUAUUAGUGGCAGGCUGCUGACAUACCAUCACUCUACUCCCCAUGCUUGGACCACACGGUUCAGGGGUUGACACCAUUACGAAUUUUAUGUUGGACCAUAGAGCAAGGACCCUGGUUGGACUAACAGACUCUGAGGAGCUUCUCCGUGGGAUUAUUGCACACCUGUCUCAAAUGUUGUAAGCUGGUACCGGUGACAGGGUGUCAGCAUUGCUUAAGAAGAUGGCGACCUUAUCGAGCACCCGCAACAUGUUCAACUUUGUCUUGGUUCUUUAUCUUCUUGGCUUCAUUACCAUGGUAACUCGAUGGCGAAAGGUGGAAUUUGAAGAUGAUAGCAUCACACAGAGAGAUCAUGAUGGUGACCACUUCAAGUCAUCUACGUUACAGCAUUCACUUGUCGACGUGAAGGAGUCAAGCGAGGCAGUCAAGCAAAAUAAUGUGCUGAAGAUUGAAAGGAAGAUGCCAAUCUUGAACAAGGACAUUUCACUGGAAUCGGAGGAGAUAUUGGACAAACAGCGAGAACCAGUGGAAAAUCGUUCUUUAAAAGAAAAGAGAUUAAAACAGAAACCUGCGUUUAAGAAAGGUAAACGGUCAGUCAAUGAAACACCACCACAUUCUGUCGCUAAAGCAUCCAUCAAAGGCAAUGCUAGUACAAAUCAAACAGCCACGAAGAGGCGAACAGAAAAGAUCCCUGUAGUCGGGAAAGAAAAGAAAUUGACUACACGCUCCAAACAGGCUAAGAAAAAAACAACCCUUAACAAUAACGCAGACAAGAAAACAUUGUGGCAAACUGAGCAGACUCGACGAAGGAACACUCUUCACCAGGUUUGCAGCCGCUAUGAUAAUUACGGGCAACAGAGGGACGUCUCGGAAAUAAUUAAGAAGCAUAAACGCAGUUUUUGGCCAUUUAUAGUCGAGGACAAGUAUCGUCUUCUUUACACCUUUGUAUCCAAAGUAGGCUCCACAAACUGGAAGAGUGCCUUCCUUGUUUUAAAAGGAAAGUACAAGUCGGUGGAGGAUGUCCCCGGGCGGUUUGCUCAUUCUCCAAGUCUAAUCAAGCUAAGCACUCUUCCAGAAGAAGGUAUCAAACGACGCCUGGAUAACUACACCAACUUCAUCUUUGUACGUCACCCUUUUGCGCGGGUCUUAUCAGCCUACCGGAGCAAGUUCCUGCAGCCCAACCUCGCAUUUCAGAAAAGUACAGGCGUCCGGAUAAUAAAGAUGUACCGCCAAAAUGCUACCAAGGAGUCACUUGCGACAGGAAAAGACGUCUCUUUUCCGGAAUUUAUCCGGUAUAUCGUAAAUGCAAAGACCAUCAAUUUUGAUGGUCACUGGCAGCCGAUAUACAAGAUGGUCCUGCCGUGCGCAGUGAGGUUCGAUUAUAUCGGAAAGCUGGAAACGGGCGAAGAGGACGCAAAAUACAUACUGAAAGAGACCAAAGUGGACCAUCUUGUUCAUUUCAUGACGACUAAACGCAAUGUUAGUCACGACGCCGCGAUUUUUAACCAUUACUACUCUCAGAUACCCAAUAAAGACCUCGUUAAGUUGUACAAAGUUUAUCAGCCGGACUUCCAGUUGUUUGGGUACGAGGUUCCAGAUACUAUGAAAACUCUUCUCAAAGUGUCUCGUUAGUUCGUUAAGGACGUCAAGACUUUACUUGCGGUCACGUCGGACCACUUCUAAAUGGUGUGUUUAAAAUGUGUUUUUAUUGAUUCAUUAAUUAGAUUGUUGCAGUUUGCCAGGUGAUCAUCAAUUAGCGAAAUUAAGAGUUUAAAUAAUUAUAUCUACUUAUGGCUUUUAUUUGUAAUGACUGUAUUCCUAUUCCCAUUUAUCCCGAAAACCACAUCACACAUCAGUGCUUCGUGUAUCUUCGAAUACAGAAUAAUUAUACUUUUUAUAUCGUGUGCUUGAAUGCUGUAAUUCCAUUGGUCUAGGACGGCCACGUGUCUGGACAAUACAAAUGCAUGUUACACACUGAGGGUGAUAUCGCACUGCGUUCAUUGCGCGCGUUGCGCGGAACCUGUCGGCGCGCCAGCUUUGCGCAGUGAGAACUGCAUGACAAACGCUCAGUCUCAUGUCCGGCAAGACAUCAACACAUUCAUUAUUUUACCAAAGGUUACAUCACAGUGAUUGAAUUUAUUUUUCACACAGUAAGUUAUAUUUUUGAGUUACUGGCACCAUAACAAAACAAUUGUUGACUGCUGUGAUGUGGGACGUUUUGAACACCCUCCGGGCGCAUAAACUGAACACCCUCGGCUUCGCCUCGGGUGCUAUGCGCCCCUCGGGUGUUAACAAGUGCGAGUGCAUGCAUAAUAAGCUCUGGCCGUCUUCAUGAAAAUCUUGCAUGAAAUCUAUCAAAAUAAUCCCUGGCGGAGCUUAAAAAUGCGACGCCGAUGGCACAUAUGGAACACCAUGCUUCAGAUGUACACCUUGAUUUAUAGCGAUUUGUGAUAAAUACCACGUGACUAUAACAUUAAUGCACAUAUUUUCAGCCUCGACUCCAUGGGCGCGUGCGUGUUCCUUCACUAACGUCGACACCUUAAUGUUUGAAAGGAUUGAUUCUUCAAAAACACAACUUUCAACAUUUUAAAGAUGGCGUCGCGCGUUGACACAUUUAAAUUAGACAAAUCCAGGGGUUAAGAUCUCGCAAGGCAUGAUGGCGCAGCAAGAUCGUACCCAUGGAAACGAGGUUGACAUAUUUUGUCUCCAUUCACAAACUUUUCAUAAGCAUCUUUCCGAAUUAAUUUCCGAAGAAAAGAAAUUGUUAAGUAUUUAAUUGAUUUUGUUUGCUUUUUUUUUGAAAAUUAAAAUUUGGUAACUA